AUGGGUAAAUAUAGAAAAAGGUUCAAUGAAAAAGGUCGUUCUGGGAUGCUUGCCAAGCAGGCAGAGCUUAAGAAGAUCAGAAAUCGGCAAUUUACGAGACAUCUAGAAGAAAGUGACGAGGAACCGGAUGCGAAACAGGAGAAAGACCAUCAUGCGGAUCCUAAUGCUACUAUACUUCAGCCGUUAAGUCAAGAAGAAAGAGAGGAAAGGAAGAGAAAAAUUCACGAUUCAGUCUAUUCAACGAAUGAGAAACAAGCUAAGAUUGAUAAGAAUAAGAAAAAGAGAUUGGAUAAAUACAUAGAGCAUCAGAUAAAAAGAGAAGAGAAGAAAGCCUUGUUAGACAAAUUAGCUACAACAAUGGUUGAUACAAGUAUGCUUGCCUCAGUGAAGGAAUUAGGCAAAGGAAAGAAAACGAAGAAAGAGGAAUUCAUAGAGGCUUUGAAUCUUGAAAAGCAAGGAAGAGGAAAUAGUGAUACCAGAGAUGUAUUGUACGAACAACGUGAACUUAAGGAAUGGCCCCAAGAAACUGAAAUAUCAAAGAGCGUAUCUCCGACAUUAAAAAAUAAUCAAUAUGGAGCUGAGGAAACGAACAUUCUUGUAGAUAUGGAAGAGGAUACCCACGAUCAAGGAUCUACUUUUAUUGAUAACCGUCCAGCUAAAUUUGGUGGUUCUGGGGUUGGAUUUCUGUUUGCGAAUUUGAAAAAGACAUUAAAGUCGAGUCCCAAAAAGAAGUACAGUUGGAGGAAACGUAUAGAGCAAGAAACAAAGAAGAAUAUGGCGGAGGAAGACGACGAAGACUUCCUUUCAGGAAAUGAUAGUGUAUUGGAAGAGGAAUUGGCUGAUGCAUACGAAAAUAACAAUUCCGAAAUUUUAAGUAAUUCUCAUAAUAAGUUUGCAUCAAGUCCAAGCAAAAUCAAUGAUGAUAGUGUUAGUGAAGAAAAAGAGCAGGAAGAAGAAGAGGAAGAAGAAGAGGAAGAAGAAGAGGAAGAAGAAGAGGAAGAAGAAGAGGAAGAAGAAGAGGAAGAAGAAGAGGAAGAAGAAGAGGAAAAAGAAGAGGAAAAAGAAGAAGAAGAAGAAGAAGAAGAAACAGAUGAUUCCUUAUCACUGAGCGACGAUAUUUCGGAUGAAAGUCCUAGACUUUUAAAAGAUAAACCAAAGCAUUCAGAAAACGCCGAAUCUUUCAAAAAUUGGGCAGCUUCACAAGUACGUACACUAGAGGGCCGUGAGACAAUUGCUACUCUACCAGAUUUACUGGAUGAAUUAAAAAAGCAAUAUUCAAAACCUACAAUUCAUGAAGAAGAUUUUGUAAACUCAUCAGAUGAUGACUUCAUACCCUUAAUAGAUAACUUGGAGCGAAAGGCUUUCUUCGUCAAUGUGGUUAGGCCCUCAGAAAUUGAAGAACUGAGAAUGAAUCUUCCAGCAUAUGCCGAGGAACAUAGAAUAAUGGAAGCCAUUUAUCAUAACGAUUGUAUCAUCAUUUGUGGUGAAACUGGAUCGGGGAAAACUACUCAGGUUCCUCAAUUUUUAUAUGAAGCAGGAUUUGGAAAUCUCAAAAAUGACCAGCAUCCUGGAAUGAUUGGAAUCACUCAGCCUAGAAGAGUCGCAGCUGUCUCGAUGGCCGAAAGAGUGGGAAAGGAGUUAGGUUCUGAAGGUGGAAAAGUUGGAUAUCAAAUAAGGUUUGAUAGCACAGUUAAAAAUGAGGGUCAAGAGAAUGGAACUAGGCUCAAGUUUAUGACUGAUGGUAUACUAUUAAGAGAAAUGAUGGAGGACUUUUGUCUUAAUAAAUACUCCGCCAUUAUCAUUGAUGAAGCUCACGAGAGAAACAUAAAUACUGACAUUUUAAUUGGUAUGCUUAGUAGGAUUAUAAAGCUCAGGAGGAAAUAUCACGAGAAAGAACCUUCAAAAUACAAACCGUUGAAGCUUAUAAUCAUGUCUGCUACCCUUAGAGUCUCAGAUUUUUCUGAGAAUAAACUUUUAUUCAAAGUUCCACCUCCCGUUAUAAACAUAGAAGCAAGACAAUUUCCUGUCAGCAUCCAUUUCAAUAGAAAGACAGAAUUUAAUUACAUCGAUGAAGCUGUGAGAAAGGCAUGCAAAAUCCACAGUAAGUUACCCCCUGGUGGUAUAUUGAUAUUUCUCACAGGACAGAGCGAAAUCCUUUCGGUUGUAAAGGACUUGAGAAAGCGAUUUCCUUUUUCUCGUAAACUGAAGAAGGCAGAUACAUUGUCAGCGGAUCCUGAAAUUUUAACCGCUUCCUCUAAAAAUAUAGAUUUGGAAGCUGAAGAAAUCGAUUUUAGCGUCGACUUAGUAAAUGAGAAGGAAAACUAUCAUAGUUUUGAACUGGAUGAAAACGACGACCUGCUGGAGGAGGAAGGAUUUGAUGAGGGCUUAGAACCAGACCAAACAGAUUCUGAUCCAUUGUAUGUCCUACCCUUAUUCUCUCUUUUGCCCACCAAAGAACAAAUGAAAGUCUUCCAAAAGCCUCCAAAAGGAAGCAGGCUCUGUAUUGUGGCAACAAAUGUUGCCGAAACUUCUUUGACCAUUCCAGGUAUUAGAUACGUUAUCGAUUGUGGCCGUUCAAAGGAGCGUAAGUUUAAUGAUGAAACAGGAGUGCAAUCUUUUGAAAUUGACUGGAUUUCUAAGGCUUCUGCCGACCAGAGAGCAGGAAGAGCAGGAAGAACCGGCCCAGGACACUGCUAUAGAUUGUUUUCCUCCGCUGUAUAUGAAAAUUUUUUCCCUCAAUUCAGCAAGCCUGAAAUUUUGAGGAUGCCAUUUGAAAGUAUUGUUUUGACAAUGAAAGGCAUCGGUAUAGAUCAAAUAAUUAAUUUUCCAUUUCCUACUCCCCCAGAUAGAAAAGCUCUUAAACGAGCAGAAGAAAUUUUAUGUUUCCUUGGAGCUUUAAAUAACAUCGACAAGAGAAUAACACAAUUGGGAAAAACUAUGGUGUUAUUUCCAUUGAGUCCCCGUUUUGCAAAAAUUUUAAUUAUUGGAAACCAACAUGGGUGCUUACCUUAUAUUAUUGCCAUAGUUUCAGCAUUGUCAAUUGGCGAUCCUUUUAUUUACGAGCAUGAACUUGGAAUUGAACAGACCAAGUCCUUAGAGCAGGAGGUUGAUGGCACCGGAGAAGAAGAGCUAUCGCAACAAGAUGAGGAGCUGAGACGUAAACUUAGGGUCAAUUACUUUAAAUCAAAAGCGGCGUUCUCUCGUCUCGAUAAGAAUAGUGAUGCACUAAGGCUUCUUUCUGCCGUAUGUGCAUUUGAUCAUGUACCUAAUCAGAAAAGGAAUGACUUUAUGAGAAACAAUUUUCUACGGAUGAAAAUAAUGGAAGAGAUUGUUAAGCUUAGAAAGCAUGUUAAGCAGAUCGUCAAUUCAAUCAUGUCCCGUGAGUCCAUUGCGGCAGUGAACUUUAGUGAAAAAUUAAAUGUGCCUACGAAAAAACAAGUGACGGCCAUAAAGCAAAUGAUAGCAUCAGGUUAUAUUGACCAAAUAGCUUUGAGGGGAGAUAUUGCCUCUUCAGAUGUCAAGCUUCAGACGAAAAUGGGAAUUAUAAAUAUACCAUAUGUUACAUUAUUCAAUAAUAGAGAAACUGAUGAGGAAUUUGACCCUUACGUUUAUAUCCACCCAAAUUCGAUUAUUGUGAGCUCAGGUGACUUGCCUCCAUCUUAUUUGGUCUUUUCUUCUUUAAACUUAAGGCAAAGUAAACGGGCAGAUGGAAAAUCUAGACUCUUAAUGAAACCAUUGGUUGACUUGUCAAACACACAGAUCGCUAAUAUCGCGAAAGGUUCUAGUUUGAUUUCUUAUUCGAAACCUCUCGGCCACCCAUACGCUCCAAAGAAUCUUACGUCAAGUAAAAGAGAAUGCUACGUUAUUCCCAGAUUAGGAGAAAUUUUGGGAACUGGGAAGGUUGGAUGGGAUCUUCCAGUAAUAAAGGUUGUGCAAGUGAAGAAGAAUGGUGCAUGGGUAAUAAGUAGCUGA
Messenger RNA from Priceomyces carsonii, 3972 nucleotides. RefSeq names its product ATP-dependent RNA helicase. The record is from RefSeq and is a predicted model, not a curated record. Lineage: Eukaryota; Fungi; Ascomycota; Pichiomycetes; Serinales; Debaryomycetaceae. Gene Ontology annotation, cellular component: intracellular anatomical structure; nucleolus. The transcript has a single exon. Gene Ontology annotation, biological process: maturation of SSU-rRNA from tricistronic rRNA transcript (SSU-rRNA, 5.8S rRNA, LSU-rRNA). Gene Ontology annotation, molecular function: ATP binding; helicase activity; RNA binding. Bases 1 to 3972 code for a protein of 1323 amino acids.